GAGGGUGGCUGUCCCAAAUCCAUCGGUGGAGUGCUCUGGACUACCUGACCCAGUGAAAGGGAAAGAAUGCACUUUCUCCUGUGCCUCUGGUGAGUACCUGGAGAUGAAGAACCAAGUGUGCAGCAAAUGUGCAGAGGGGACCUACUCACUGGGCAGCGGGAUCAAGUUUGAUGAGUGGGAUGAGCUGCCGGCAGGAUUCUCCAACGUGGCGACUUUCAUGGACACGGCGGUUGGCUCAACUGAGAAUAGAGCUGACAGCUGCAACAACUCUUCGUGGACGCCUCGAGGGAACUACAUAGAGUCGAACAGGGAUGAUUGUACAGUUUCUCUCAUCUAUGCUGUGCACCUGAAGAAAUCUGGUUCUGUCUUCUUUGAAUACCAGUAUAUUGACAACAACAUCUUCUUUGAAUUUUUUAUACAAAAUGACCAGUGCAAAGAGAUGGAGUCCACAGCAGACAAAUGGGUGAAGCUAACAGACAAUGGGGAAUGGGGCUCUCAUUCUGUGACUCUGAAAUCAGGUAGCAAUAUAUUAUACUGGAGAACAACAGGCAUUCUCAUGGGGUCCAAAGUAGUAAAACCAGUUCUAGUGAAAAACAUCACAAUUGAAGGUGUGGCCUACACAUCUGAAUGCUUCGCAUGCAAGCCUGGCACCUUCAGUGACAAACCAGGUUCAUCUGGCUGCCAGGUGUGUCCAAGAAAUACUUAUUCUGAGAAAGGAGCUAAAGAGUGCACCAAGUGUAAAGAAGAAAUGUAUUAUGCAGAUGAAGGAUCCAGUGCGUGUAUAGAGCGUCCUCCAUGCACAAGCAAAGACUUUUUCCAGAUCCAUACCCCAUGUGAUAAAGAAGGAAAAACUCAGAUCAUGUACAAAUGGAUUGAACCCAAGAUCUGCAGAGAGGAUCUCCCUGAUGCAUUGACCCUACCUUCUUCUGGAGAGAGGAAAGACUGUCCACCUUGCAAUCCUGGCUUUUACAACAAUGCCUCAUCUUCCUGUACUCCUUGCCCACCAGGCACAUUUUCAGAUGGGACACAUGAGUGCAAAGCCUGCCCAGCAGGGACUGAACCAGCUCUUGGAUUUGAGUACAAGUGGUGGAACAUUCUGCCAGGCAACAUGAGGACGUCUUGCUUUAAUGUCGGCAACUCAAAGUGUGAUGGGAUGAAUGGCUGGGAGGUGGCUGGUGAUCACAUCCAGAGUGGGACAGGAGGCUCUGAUAAUGACUAUCUCAUCUUGAACCUGCACAUCCCGGGAUUUAAACCUCCAACAUCGGUGACAGGAGCAACUGGGUCAGAACUAGGACGGAUUACUUUUAUUUUUGAGACCAUCUGUUCAGCAGAUUGUGUGCUGUACUUUAUGGCAGAAGUUAAUCGAAAAAAUACCAAUGUAGUGGAAUCCUGGGAAAGAAGUAAAGAGAAACAAUCCUACACUCACAUCAUCUCCAAAAAUGCUUCCUUCACCUUCACCUGGGCCUUUCAGAGAAUAAACGAGGGCCAAGAUAGCAGACAGUUCAUCCAUGACAUGGCAAAGAUCUACUCCAUCACGGUGACCAACGCAGUGGAUGGAGUUGCCUCUUCUUGCCGGGCCUGUGCACUGGGCUCUGAGCAGUCUGGCUCAUCCUGCGUGCCCUGCCCAGCGGGACACUACAUUGAGAAGGAGACCAGCCAGUGCAAGGAGUGUCCAGCUGACACCUUCCUGUCCAUACAUCAGGUCUACGGCAGGGAGGCUUGCAUCCCGUGUGGGCCUGGCAGCAAGAGCACCAAGGACCACUCUGCCUGCUUCAGUGACUGCCUGGUAUCAUACGUCAAGGAUAACCAGAGCCUGAAUUAUGAUUUUAGCAACCUCAGCCAGGUGGGCUCGUUGACAAGUGGACCCAGCUUCACGUCCCGAGGAACCAAGUUCUUCCACUUCUUUAACAUCAGCCUCUGUGGGAAUGAGGGAAAGAAGAUGGCUAUUUGCACUGAUAAUAUCACAGAUGUUACUCUGAAGGACAUGGUUGCAGAAUCAGAAGAUUUUUCCAAUUUUGUGGGAGCUUUUGUCUGUCAGUCCACCAUCAUCCCAUCGGACAGCAAGGGCUUCCGAACAGCCCUGGCUCUGCAAUCCAACAGCCUUGCUGACAGAUUCUUAGGAGCUACUGUUGAAACAAUGCUGGAAAAUAUAAGCAUCAAGACAGACAUGUUUCCUCCCUCUCCAAGCAAAAUUCCUGAUGUGCAUUUCUUUUACAAAUCUUCAACAGUGACAACCUCCUGUGAAAAUGGCCGUGCAACUGUUGUGACCAUGAGAUGCAACCCCAACAAACCAGACCAAGGAGAGCUUUCUGUGCCCAGCUUAUGCCCUGCAGGCACCUGCGAUGGAUGCACUUUCUACUUUGUAUGGGAAAGUGCAGAAGCUUGCCCUCUCUGCACAGAGCAAGACUACCAUGAGAUUGAGGGAGCCUGCAAAAAAGGAUUUCAGGAAACCUUGUAUGUAUGGAAUGAGCCAAAGCAUUGCAUUAAAGGAGUUCCCUUGCCAGAGAAAAAGACCAACACUUGUGAAACAGUGGAUUUUUGGCUAAAAGUUGGAGCUGGUGUCGGUGCUUUCACAGCUGUUCUGCUCAUAGCCUUGACCUGCUAUUUUUGGAAGAAGAACCAGAAGCUGGAGUAUAAAUAUUCCAAAUUAGUGAUGACAGCUAACUCAAAAGAGUGUGAGCUGCCAGCUGCUGACAGCUGUGCUAUAAUGGAAGGAGAAGAUAAUGAAGAAGAAAUAGUAUAUUCAAAUAAGCAGUCGCUGCUGGGGAAGCUCAAGUCUUUGGCAACAAAGGAGAAAGAAGAUAAUUUUGAAUCUGUUCAGCUGAAGUCUUCAAGGUCCCAGAAUAUAUGA
This is a messenger RNA of Colius striatus (speckled mousebird), 2851 nucleotides long. It is a transcript of the gene ELAPOR2, whose product is annotated as endosome-lysosome associated apoptosis and autophagy regulator family member 2. Lineage: Eukaryota; Metazoa; Chordata; Aves; Coliiformes; Coliidae. Gene Ontology annotation, biological process: positive regulation of BMP signaling pathway. The transcript has 21 exons. The record is from RefSeq and is a predicted model, not a curated record. Bases 104 to 2851 code for a protein of 915 amino acids.